Chanos chanos (milkfish) is the source of this 888-nucleotide messenger RNA. RefSeq names its product ubiquitin-conjugating enzyme E2D 2 (UBC4/5 homolog, yeast), like (gene ube2d2l). The transcript is spliced from 7 exons. The record is from RefSeq and is a predicted model, not a curated record. Bases 413 to 856 code for a protein of 147 amino acids. Lineage: Eukaryota; Metazoa; Chordata; Actinopteri; Gonorynchiformes; Chanidae.
CACAAAAUUCCAUCAAUCUGACACCCUUUUGACAUUAGAUCGUGGUGUGUGAGCAGAGGAAUUUGCCCUGGCGGGUUUUGUGUAUGAUCCAGACAUUGAAUGCAGACAUUUUGUUGAGAGGGUGUCGGGAAGACACAGAAGCUGGGACCCAGUGUGAAAGAUUGCAUGUCAGCUCACUCAAAGAAAUCACGACAACAUUGGUGGGCCAGCCACUAACCACAGGACGCCUGAAGAUUGGUUCUACAUUUGAAGACGGGCAGUUACCACCCAUCUGAUCCCCAGUGAACAGCGUCGCAAAUAUUUUGCUUACCUUAACUGACUUGCUAGGAUAUCUAGCAAUAGGAUUUCAACACUCAGCUAACCUAGCCAGCGAAACCUCUCCCUUUCUAGUGAUCCCAGUUACAGAAACAGAAUGGCAUUGAAACGAAUUUAUAAGGAACUGAAUGACUUUGCCCGCGACCCACCGGCUCAGUGUUCUGCAGGACCAGUGGGAGAAGAUAUGUUUCACUGGCAAGCUACAAUUAUGGGGCCUAAUGAUAGUCCAUAUCAAGGGGGUGUAUUUUUCUUGACAAUUCAUUUUCCUACAGACUACCCAUUCAAACCACCUAAGGUUGCGUUCACCACAAGAAUUUAUCACCCAAAUAUUAAUAGUAACGGUAGCAUCUGUCUUGAUAUUCUAAGAUCACAGUGGUCUCCGGCAUUAACUAUCUCUAAAGUUCUUUUGUCCAUUUGCUCAUUGUUAUGUGAUCCAAACCCAGACGACCCUUUAGUUCCAGAGAUUGCUCGUAUCUACAAAACAGAUAAUGAAAAGUACAACAGAAUAGCUCGAGAAUGGACUCAAAAGUAUGCAAUGUGAUCCUUGAUGAAAAUCAGUCAACUCUGCAUUUC